Molecule: messenger RNA, 483 nt
Organism: Emiliania huxleyi CCMP1516
Lineage: Eukaryota; Haptophyta; Isochrysidales; Noelaerhabdaceae
Exons: 3
Coding region: 1-483 (160 amino acids)
Source: RefSeq, a predicted model, not a curated record
AUGGUGCAGCGCGCCUUUGAAAACUGCUCCUCCCUCCGCUCCAUCACCCUCCCUGACAGCCUCACCUCCAUCCGCAUUUGCGCCUUCUGGCAAUGCUCCUCCCUUACCCGCGCCAAGUUCCCGGCAGGCCUCACCUCCAUCGGCGAGUGGUCGUUCGGGUACACUCCUUCCCUCACCCGCGUUACCUUGCCAACAACCGCCGUGCUUGUGCCCGAGAGCGUGUCCAACGAAGACGCCUUCGAUUUGGAAACCACCACCAUCACCUACCUCCCGCCCACCAGCAUGCGCGCCCAGGACCGACUCUUCUUCCUCUACAAAGGCGUUGUCGCCUACCAGCGCUGCCGCCCCGGCCUUCUCGGCUGGCUAGAGCGGGUCCAGAUCAAGCUCGGCUCUUACGGCCCGGACGGCGCGGCGCGCAAGCGCGACCGAGAGGCGUUCGAGCGCCCUCACACCGCUCUCGACAGCGUCGGCUCCGGGUGCUAA